CCUAUGUCGGUUUAGUGAUAUUUUGGUGCAUCUUCGGUUUGACGUUACUUUUUUUAUCAACAAAUUUAUUCCAAUUGUUGAAAUAAUCGCUGGAAAAAGGUUCAGUAAAGUAGUGCAACCUCUAGCCACUACUCUUUACACCUUUUCUAGUCUAGUAUCGCCCCCAUGGAAGAGGCGGAAGUGACACCACCCCCUCCGCCGUCGAUGAAAAGUUCAUCGGCGUCGAACGAGGGCGAUUGGACGUGUCCAGACUGCGGUAAUGUGAAUUUCGCUCGUCGCAACAACUGUAACCGUUGUUACAAAAGUCGGGGGCCGGUAUCGGCGAAAAAACGCAAAUUGGGGCACGAAAUCGGUAAAGCGGCGGCUGAGAAAAGUAGAGGGUUGUUUAGUGCCGACGAUUGGCAGUGUAACAAAUGCGGUAACGUGAAUUGGGCGCGGAGGCAGCAGUGUAAUGUUUGUAACGCCCCCAAAUUUGGUGAGGUGGAAGAGAGGACGGGGUUCGGUGGGGGAUAUAACGAUAGGGGGGUGGUUGAAUAUAAAGAACACGAGUCUGACGAUGAAUAUGACGAAUUCGGAAGGAGGAAAAAGAAGAAAAAUGAGGAUAUUGAGAAAAAUAGUGUAGAUAAGGUGGAGAAGAAGGUUGCCGUUGAGGAGGAAGGGGAGGAACAGGAAGAAGACGAGGAGGAGGAUGACGACGAUGGAGACUUAUCAAAAUAUGAUUUGUCAGAUUGGGGUGAUUCUGGGGAAUCGAAUAGUAAACAAAGUAACUCACGAUCUAAGUCGAGGUCGCGGUCUCCACAUGAGAAAAAAAGUCAUUAGUUAAAUCGAAAAAUUUUAUAGACAUUUAGGUGAAUAAAUUUGCUUUGUAUGGUGGUAAAUUCGAGUUAGGUAUACAUAAUAAACCAUUACUUUUAUUAGUGCCUAAUUUACAUUCUUCUUCACUUGAAAAUCGAAUAGAUUUUAGCACCGUCUAAGUGAUUAACCAAAAAGUGUUAGUUUUUUUUUUUGUAGUUGUUACACUGUAAAAUAUUUAUCGUACACAAAUAACUCGUAAUAAUUGUAAAAUUACAAGUGACAACUAUGAAUUUUUUAAAUGAAGAUUAAAAAUAAUCUUGAUUCGAAUAAAUCGACAAAUGUUAAACUUGAGUCCUUUAGGGGGAUUUUAAUCUCAUUUUCUUGUUUCAGUGACUUCCUAAAGUUUUUAUUAUGCCAACCUAGGAGUUUCUUUAAUAAUUCCUAUAAGCAAUUAUGUAUGUUUACAAUAAUUAAAAUAAAGAUACAAAAACUU
Tribolium madens (black flour beetle) is the source of this 1288-nucleotide messenger RNA. Its product is annotated as zinc finger Ran-binding domain-containing protein 2. NCBI's taxonomy places the organism in Eukaryota, Metazoa, Arthropoda, Insecta, Coleoptera, Tenebrionidae. The transcript is spliced from 2 exons. Bases 166 to 819 code for a protein of 217 amino acids. Gene Ontology annotation, molecular function: RNA binding; lipopolysaccharide binding. Gene Ontology annotation, biological process: RNA processing. The record is from RefSeq and is a predicted model, not a curated record.